AUGCAGGCGACAAAUCAUCUCCCCAGUCUGAUGGGUACGCUUGACGACCUGAAGGCCGCAUCUCCAGGUUUCGUGCGCUCACACGUACCAAUGUGUCCUCCACCGUGCACAUGCGUCGACUGCGAGACCUACUACUAUGCACCUGACAAGCAGCAAGUCGACCGAUUCCGUUAUACGAGUACGCUCACCGACGCCGAAUCCAGGAGCCUCCUGAAGGGUUAUAUGAAGGACAUCUGUGAAGCCCAGCGAUACUUGCGAAAGGCUAUACAGCAGAAUGGUGACUACGUUUUGAGCCGCUGGAGGAAGCUUACCCAGACUAAGCGGGUUGCAAUGCUCCAGCAAGUGGAGCCGGAUCUGCCUCUGAAGAAAGGUCUUAUUGCGGACCUGGAAUCCUCGGGCACACCAUGGCGUACAUGUCGGAAGUACCGGAAGUAUUUUCUGCUCCCAUACCUGGACGUAUACACCCUCAGUAAGAACCCAUCGACACUGAUAGGGUUGCUAAAUACGCGGGCGAAGAAUCCUGUUGAGGAAUGGGCACCGUUUGACCACAACCAGUUGAGGAAUUCCUGGGGUCAGGGUUUGUUCGAUUCUCAUUUCAAUGUCGGUGCAGUUAUCCUGCAUGGACCUAACUAUGGCACUCUCACCAAGUGGGAGGCACAGGCUGCCCAUCGGUUCGAUCAGGUCGGAUUUCCUCGCGCGCAACUCAUCAUCGAAGCCCAGGCUACUCUACUACGGUUCCUGCGACAAGUUGUCGAGAAAUUACUUACGGGUCUGCCAGACGGUGCGUCAGCAUCUGCCACCAAAUGGGAUGCAUUCAUAGAGUCAGGUCUCAAGAUGGAAGGAGAUACAGUUCGCUGGUCAAGUUUUGUCAACCAACCAUUCACUGCCCCUCCUCGAUUCGAUGUAGACAAUCUAGUCUCUCAAGUGAGUGCCAGAUGUGAGUCCACAAACGAUCAUCUGUGGCUUCUCCAGACGGAGCCAUCUUACUUCAAGCGCUACAUGCACAAGAUAGCUCAAAUGCAAAGUGUGGAAACAAUUGGUAGAAGCAGAGUUGGCCUUGUAAUCACGAAUGGCGAAAUCAUCGCGGACAUCGACAUCAACCAGUUUUGGCGACACACAUUACUUGAGUUCAAGCAUCUUCAAGAGCUCUAUCAUCGGUAUCGAGACUCGAUCACCCCUGGAGCGCCUUUGCCGAUUAAGGUGGAUAACGCUCUUGGUGCGCUUGAGCUCAUCCUCGUCAAUCAAGUACACACGCGAGCUCUACAGCUUUUUGCGGUCAUAUCCCAGAGACCAGGGUUUCGGCACAUCUACGACUCAACGCGCGUCACUGAGUGUACUCCGGGCAGAAAGAGCGCGUAUGAAACGAGUAUUCGAAUUAAAGAAAGGUUCACGACGAGUCAUGGCGAGACCGCUGCGUAUCACACAGAAAGGCUCUGGUGGAUUCUUAUGCAGCUGCAGGGUGAGCCAGACCUUGAGACUCGAUUCCCUUACGCUAUGUUGCUCGAUAUGCUCAACGAUCAUCUUGCAAAAUCACCGCCCGCCGAACGCGAGCGUCUAGACGAGAUACUAUACGAGAAGCUAUCUGACUAUGUCACACUCCUGGAACUCCUCUGGGCGAUUCGCAUGCAUUGCCCCCGAAACAAGAAUCGCACGGUUAAAGAAUGCGAAAGGACCGAAGACCGACUGUUUUGGAGAGCCUCAGCUACAGGGACUGGUGUCCUAACUCGUGAUGCCACUCCUAUAGGAGAGUUGUCAGCUUUCGAGGCUGCGAGGCUACCUAGUGGGCCACGGAACGGGAACUGGCUCCAGAAAUUCGAGACAGCGCAUCAAACCCUACAAGAGUAUUGGAGAAAGACGUUCCACAUUUAUGAAAGGCGAAACAAGGUUCUUGGACUACGACCUGAUGACGUUGAGACAAAUAUGGAGCCGUUAUCAUUCUGGAAAGACCCAAAGUACAUGGCACAAUUGGAGACAAAGCGUACACAAAUCCUUGCCGACACCAAGAAAUUGACGGUUCCAGAUAGCGAGGACAUUUUCCUACCUUUCCCAACAACGCCCGAAGUUCCAAUCAAGCUUGACAUCCUACCGUCGAAGACCAAAGUCAAGACUCGAGGCGAGGCUCGAUCGGAGGAGUCCGCACAGGAUGAAGAAGCUGCAGCAAUACGAGAACCCACUCCAGCGAAGAUCGCAUUGCCUAAACGCUCGUACGCGACAUUUCGCUACAUGUUCCCCACGGGCCCUGAAGAACGCUUGAAGGAUGUCAAUUGGGAGACGUUUGUAAUGAGUAUGGAAAACGCAGGCUUUACAGCAAGAAAUGGUGGUGGCUCCAUUGUCAUGUUCGAAGACGAGAACGGCGGUGGCAAGAUCAAUUUCCAUAAACCACAUCCUGACCCGAGCAUAGACCCGGUCAUGCUCCAGUCCAUGGGUCGUCGGAUGAAUAAAUGGUUUGGCUGGACUCGCGAGACCUUUUCGUUGGCGGGCAAGUAG
Molecule: messenger RNA, 2487 nt
Organism: Cucurbitaria berberidis CBS 394.84
Lineage: Eukaryota; Fungi; Ascomycota; Dothideomycetes; Pleosporales; Cucurbitariaceae
Exons: 1
Coding region: 1-2487 (828 amino acids)
Source: RefSeq, a predicted model, not a curated record